GUGGUGUAAGGACAGUCAGCCUCGGCUCAGAGUACAGACCAGCACAGCAGCAUCUACAACUAUCUGUUAACUGUGUUACACUGCCCGCUGGACGCUUUCCACUCCAGAUACCAGGACAAGUCUUGUCCCAUAAACACAGAGAGACAGUGUCAAUCUGCUCCGAAGAUUUCACUCUCCCGAGUGGACUCCAGUCCAGUCAGGUUUGGUCAGAUCUGGACUUUGUCAUCCACUAAGGCCUUGCUCCUGUCCCGGCUGAGUCCGUUGACGUUUUCAGCUGAGGCCACUCCAGCCUUUCAAGCUGGACGGAGGAGAGACGAGUGCGGCCGAGGGCAUGGCCUUCGUGCUGCGACACAGAACCGCAAAUAUCUUAGAACACAACACAGGUAGCACGCCUACAGGUCCCAUGAGUCCCCGGGAGAAAGGAGACGCACCCAUCUCAGGUUCUUCAAACAGUCACCUCAGUGCCACAGAGCACCCCUCACACCAUGGGAGUGUCACAGAGAGCGAUGAUGAUAGAAGAAAAAGUGAAGAGGAUGAUAGAGGCAAAGGAGUGGAACAGAAGGAGCAGGAGGAAGACGACAGGAGCAGUGAUGAGGGUUUCAUGGGAAUGACUCCGCUGCUGCAGGCUCACCACGCCAUGGAGAGGAUGGAGGAGUUCGUACACAAGGUGUGGGAGGGCCGGUGGCGCGUCAUCCCACAUGACGUGCUCCCUGAUUGGCUGAAAGACAAUGACUUCCUGCUUCACGGCCACAGGCCACCCAUGCCUUCGUUCCGCGCCUGCUUCAAGAGCAUCUUUAGAAUCCACACAGAGACGGGAAACAUCUGGACACACCUGUUAGGCUGUCUGUUUUUCCUCUGCCUGGGUCUGAUGUACAUGUUCAGGCCCAACAUGUCGUUCGUAGCUCCGGUCCAGGAGAAGGUGGUGAUUGGGAUGUUUUUCCUGGGAGCCAUCCUCUGCCUGUCCUUCUCCUGGCUCUUCCACACUGUCUACUGCCACUCUGAGGGCGUCUCCAGAGUUUUCUCCAAGUUGGACUACAGUGGGAUCGCCUUCCUGAUCAUGGGCUCCUUCGUGCCGUGGCUCUACUACUCCUUCUACUGCUCUCCUCAGCCCUGCUUCAUCUACCUGAUCGUGGUGUGCAUUCUGGGAUUGGCGGCCAUCACCGUCUCCCAGUGCGACUUCUUCGCCACGCCGCAGUACAGAGGAGUCAGAGCAGGUGUGUUUGUGGGUCUGGGUUUGAGCGGCGUCGUUCCCACUCUGCACUUCGUCAUCAGCGAGGGUCUCAUCAAGGCCACCGCCAUCGGUCAGAUCGGCUGGCUGCUGCUCAUGGCCACCCUGUACAUCACCGGAGCCUGUCUUUACGCCGCUCGCAUCCCAGAGAGGUUCUUCCCCGGAAAAUGUGACAUCUGGUUCCACUCCCACCAGCUGUUCCACAUCCUGGUGGUGGCGGGCGCCUUCGUCCACUUCCACGGCGUCUCCAACCUGCAGGAGUUCCGAUACACGGCCGGAGCGGGAUGUGCAGAGGAUGGCACUCUGUAACGCAAACACACACUCGUUCAGUUGCACAUUUUACGCACCGGGUCUAAACUUGCACAGACGACAGGAACACACACCACCCCCCAAACCGAAGAACGAAGCGGCUCGUGUGUCGGUGUGUGUGUGUGUGUAUUAACACGGGGUUAAAACAGGACGACGAGGGACCAAGUGUCUUUAUGUCCCUCUGUUUGUCCAUCCCCUCUUCCUCUGUGGUUCUGAUGCUUUGAUAAUUAGAAAGGAAAAAAAAAAAAAAAAAAAAUCAACAUCCGGUGUGGCGUUCGCUGACGCUGCUGUCUGGGGACGGGGCGAGGGUGUAGUUAAAUCUUUUCAGUUGAAUUUGGUUUGAUGAGGAAUCAUAACCGUGGCUUUAAAAAAAGGCACAUCGGAGUGUGUUUUUGCUGAAUGUCACACUUUUACAGCGAACAAAUUAACAAAAGAAGACCUGCUUUAAAGAAGUGCAACAGAAGUGUCUGAUUUCUUCCAUGAUUGUGAAGGCUGCGUUAAUAGUCACUUUUAAAAGUAAAAAAAAAAAAAAAAAAAAAGAAUGAUAAAAACUUUUUCCAUGUAAAUAAGAUUUCUAAAUUUUGGGUUAUAGAUUUGUAUGAAAAAAAAAAAAAUAUAUAUAUAUAUAUAUAUUAAAAAAUACAAAAAAGAUGUUAUAUGACGGAUACUGAAUACUUCAACCUGUUAGUUGAUGAAUCCGAGGGGUGUGUGUUGGCGGUGAAGUCCUCCCUGAGGUCGGAGGGAGGCGACGUGAACCACUUCAUCCACAAAAGGAACGAAAAGGCACAACAUGUGAAUCCUACAGCGCAGAGACGUGACUCACUGUUGUACGUCUCUGCAGAAAAUGUCAAAACCUUCCAGAGAUAGAACACACCUCUGAUUCUGUUGGGGUUUUUUUUGUUUUUGUUUUUUUUUUAACUUUUCCAUCAUGUUUGCGGCCUCGUGUUUGUCAGGUUUCACAGAGUUUAACCUUGAGAUCAUUAAAGUACACACCGUUCUGCUGUUUCCCCUCUUCAAUAUUUGAUUAUUUUUGUAUUUUGUCUUAAUACAGAUACAUCAAACACAUGCGCAAAUGUUCUAUCUGCAUUGACCGGCUCUGAAAUUCAACCCAGAUGUAAGGUUUUAUUUCAGAUUCGUCUAUUGUUGUGGAGAAUCUGCAGUAUUAAGACGGUGCAGAACCAGUUCUUUUCCUCUGUGACACUUGAUAAAUUCAGCUCCGCACUGAACAAUAAUCACACGUAUAACAGGCUUUUCUUUUUUUUAUUGGUAUGGCUUGUACUUUAAUUUAUCCACUGCUGUUUUGGUAUUAUGAUUAUUAUUGUUGUUAUUAUUAUUAUCAGAAGCUUUAAUUUCAGCUCUUCCUUUCUCGUUUUAUUUUGGUUCGUCCGUUUCUCUUAAAGCAAAAACAAAAACCAAACACAGUCUUCAGAGAAACUCCAACAAUUUUCUCACAAAGUCGACGACUUCGAGGGCACAUGAACAUCUGAACAUCGGAGACCAGGACGAUGUUAACUUAAAAACACAUUGCAAUACCAAAACUUUGCACCUGCACAAGAGGAAGACUUUUACUCUGAUAAAAUGUAUUUCUAGGUUGGAAAUGACUUUGGUUUGUGAGUUCCUGUUUGACAAACAAAUUGAGUUAUUAUUCGAGUGAUCAGUGUCUCUACUUUACAUCACACUUUGCUUUGAAGAAAAAAAAAGACUCUGAUCUGUGUUUUUCUUUUCUUUUUUUCACUUCCUGUUUUUAUUUUUUCUAGUUUAUAUUAAUUUAUUUUUUCUCGGAGCGCAGUUGUCUGCUGAAGCACACGUUCAGUUCUGAUGGAAGUGAUUGAUUGCAAUAGACCUUUAUACCUGCUGUAUUGUUCUAAUAAAAAGGGUUUUUUGGAAA
Messenger RNA from Sphaeramia orbicularis (orbiculate cardinalfish), 3425 nucleotides. RefSeq names its product adiponectin receptor protein 2-like. The transcript has 9 exons. Bases 332 to 1537 code for a protein of 401 amino acids. Gene Ontology annotation, biological process: adiponectin-activated signaling pathway. NCBI's taxonomy places the organism in Eukaryota, Metazoa, Chordata, Actinopteri, Kurtiformes, Apogonidae. The record is from RefSeq and is a predicted model, not a curated record. Gene Ontology annotation, molecular function: signaling receptor activity. Gene Ontology annotation, cellular component: plasma membrane.